AUGCAGAAUGGUCGACGGUCAUUGGGCAGUGGACUUACAGUAUCGGGAAGAAAUCCGUUGUGCAGCACAACAGCUCACGUACUGAGGCGACGUAGUGAACCGCUGCAUGUUACCCGGGCAGCGCAGUACAGCACACCUCCACCCCCGUACACGCCGUCUGCGCCAGUUAGCCAGGUGAUCUCUUGUGCUUUUCAGGAUAAAGCAAUUUCACUGGAAUAG
This is a messenger RNA of Gongylonema pulchrum, 219 nucleotides long. The record is from the annotation of a GenBank genome assembly. Lineage: Eukaryota; Metazoa; Nematoda; Chromadorea; Rhabditida; Gongylonematidae.